This is a messenger RNA of Monoraphidium neglectum, 339 nucleotides long. RefSeq names its product hpeptidyl-prolyl cis-trans isomerase,FKBP-type. The record is from RefSeq and is a predicted model, not a curated record. The transcript has 5 exons. Gene Ontology annotation, molecular function: peptidyl-prolyl cis-trans isomerase activity. Bases 1 to 339 code for a protein of 112 amino acids. Gene Ontology annotation, cellular component: chloroplast; thylakoid. NCBI's taxonomy places the organism in Eukaryota, Viridiplantae, Chlorophyta, Chlorophyceae, Sphaeropleales, Selenastraceae.
AUGUGGGGAGGAGGUGGCUACUAUGGGCGGCCAUUUGAGGCGCGCAACAAGCCAAAGGGCAGCAGCUUUACUGGCGACAAUAAGGAUUUCUAUCGGUUCGAGCUGGGGUCUGCCCGUGUCAUCCCGGGGUUUGAGGAGGCGGUGGAGGGCAUGAAGGUCGGCGGCAUCCGGCGCAUCAUCGUGCCGGUCGAGCUGGGCUACCCCAACGGCGACUUCAAGAAGCUCGGCCCAAAGCCCUCCACGUUUGCGGGGGAGCGCGCGCUGGACUUUGUGCUGUCCAACAGGGGCAUGAUUGACAAAACCCUGCUGUUUGAUGUGGAGUUGCUGCGGAUUCAGUGA